AUGUUUACCCCCGCACGGCAAAGCCGCUUUGCCGCACGACAAAGUAGCCUCGCACGGCAAAGAACCUGGAUAAGGUUCGGGACGCGCUCGACUCUCCCCCUCCACACAAAACACACACGCACGCGCGGGCCUCAUUCCCAGCUCGCCGCCGCCGCCAGCGACACGCCGCGCCCACGCCCGCCCGUCCGCCGCCGCCGCGACCUUCCCCCGCCGCACGCCGCCGCCUCGACCUCCCCGCCGCUGCCGGUCCCCCGCCAUCCCGACGACCAGCCCUCCCCCGCCGCUGCGCGUCGCUCCCUAGCCCGGCCCUCCCCCGCCGCUGCCGCUUCCCCCGCCGCGGCAGCUGUUGCUCCCCCCACCGCUGCCCUCCCCGCCGAUGUUGCUCCGCCGUCGCUGCCGCUCCCCGGCCGCGGCCGCUGCUGCUCCCUCGUCCGGCCCUCCCCGUCGCUGCCGCUUCCCCGCCGCCGUUGCUCCGCCGCCGCUGCCGCUCCCCGGCCGUGGCCGCUGCUGCUCCCCUGCCGCUGCCGCUCACCCGCAGCUGCCGGCCCCUCACCCGCACCUGCCGCUGCUGCUCACCCGCCGGCGGCGAGCCGAUAUGUGAUUUUUUUUGCAUAUUAG
Molecule: messenger RNA, 618 nt
Organism: Lolium perenne
Lineage: Eukaryota; Viridiplantae; Streptophyta; Magnoliopsida; Poales; Poaceae
Source: RefSeq, a predicted model, not a curated record